Pneumocystis jirovecii RU7 is the source of this 6981-nucleotide messenger RNA. RefSeq lists its product as uncharacterized. The transcript has 6 exons. The record is from RefSeq and is a predicted model, not a curated record. The coding region runs from base 1 to 6981 and encodes 2326 amino acids. Gene Ontology annotation, cellular component: cell cortex; site of polarized growth. Lineage: Eukaryota; Fungi; Ascomycota; Pneumocystomycetes; Pneumocystales; Pneumocystaceae. Gene Ontology annotation, biological process: cell morphogenesis.
AUGACAUCUGGUAGUCUCUUAUUUUCAGAGCAUCAUUCUCAAGUAAAUGCGAAAUCUAUUGAGUUUCCUUCUGAAAAUUCUACUUCUUAUACUGUAAAUGAUCAUAUUUUACUUGGCUCUAGCAUUCCAUGUGAUUUAGAUCGUUCAGAUUAUGUGGAGAAAUCUUUUGUUCAAAAAAUAUCAAAAGAAUCAAUGUUAUAUUCUCAGGUUUCUUCAUCUAAUUGUGAAGCUAUAUCUUCUAUAAAUCAUACAGUUUUAAACUCUCAAGUUAGCAUUUUUCCUGAACAAUUUUCUUAUUAUCCAACUUGCGAUUCUUUGAAACAUGAAUUUAAAACGCCUACUGAAUAUGUACUUUAUAUUCUUUUUGCUCAGUUUGUUUGUAUUACUGAAAAAAAGUUCAAUACUAUAUUGGCUUAUCCUUUGGAUUGGGAGCCUAAUAUUGUUAAAAUAAUUGGUGAAGGUGUUGAUCCUAUAUUUGAUAAAAUUUUAAGAAGUUUGGGAUAUAUAGCUAGGUAUAAGCCUAAGCCUGUUAUCGAUUCAUUUAUGUAUUGGAGAAAGUCUAAGUCAGAAACUUCUAUAAUUCCUAUGCUUAAUAAAGAGUGUUUAUUUGGUGGGGAUAUUAAAAAUGAUUCCCAAUCCCAGCAUGAUUCUAAUUUGAACGCUAUUCAAUUUAAUCGGAAAGUUUCUGUUAUAAAGGAUAGAACAUCCCUUAUUUCUGUAUUUAUCUUAUGUAGGGCACUUAUUGAAAUAGUAAAGCAAGUUUCUGCAGACGCUUUAGGAAAUGAUCUUGGAAAUAAACUUGAAGAGAUUGUUUUUAAUCAGCUUCGAUAUACUAAUCCUAGAGUAUUAUCUACUAGUAUUAUUAGGUUGGCUAAUUGGAACUUAUUUGUUGAACUUCUUGGUUGGAUGAGUAAAGUUCGUUUUUCUAGUGUUAGUGACCGUUUUAUCGCUGAUCUUGAAAAAUUCAGAGGAAAUAUUACUAAGGAGAAGGAAUUAAAAGUUGAGAUGGUUAUACAUGGUAUGAAGUCUUUGAAAAUAAAGUUAUUUCCUGAGGAUGCAUUGGAAGAAUCAUCUGAUUUUGUUGCAAGUUUAGUUAGAUUUUUUGAAGAAACACGUAGCAACCGUAUAAAGUAUGCUUAUGCUAAUCUUUUUCAUCAUUCUAUGCUUCCUAUGGUUGAUAGUGCAACAGCAGAGCUUAAUUUUCCUUCAUGGGCUAAAACUAUUGAGAUGUUAUAUCCCAAAGUUAUCAAAAUGUCUAUGAAAAUUCGAUUGUGGAGUGUUGCAUUUCCUUUGGCUACAACUCUUCUUUGUGUCAGUCCUAGAGAUAUGUUUUUGGCUAAUUGGCUUAAUUUAAUUGAGUCUAAUAUAUUAAAAUUGAAAGAUAAGACUACAAGGGUCUGUUUGGUAACAUGCAUAGCAAGAAUGACGUGGGUUUAUUUAUUUCGUUAUUCUGAAAGCCUUAAUACAACUAUAAAGAAAUUAGAUAAUUUAAUUUUUAUACUUUUUCCUCCUGGAAAACGGCUUUUAGGUUUUUCGGGUUUAAAUUUGGUUCUUGUUGCUUUUAUACGUUUUAUUGGGUCAAAAUAUCCAGAUUAUUGUUUUAAAGAUGUUAUAUUUCCUCUUAUUAGUAUUGAUAUAUCUAAACUUUCUCAAGAUUUUUUUCUUGAUGAUUUGUCUCCGGAAAAAAUGAUAGUUGCUAUGAAAGCUGUUUUGGCUAUUGUUUAUGACUUAGUAAAUUUUGGGAAUAGACCGUCAUUUCCUGUAGUUAUCGAAGAAAUUCCGGAAUGUUCAGAUGAACAGCUUGAUUCUAUAUUUAAUGUUAUAAAUGAAUCUAAUAUUAAAGAUUAUUAUGAAUUAUUUUGUCAAAUGGUAUUUAAAAUAGCAUAUGUUUGUGAUCAGAAUUAUGGUUGUCAAAUUGAGGAAGAGGAUUCAUUAUUGUUGAAAAUAACUAUUCCUUUAAACAAUGCACUUCAAUUGUCUGGAAACUUUAAAGAUAAUCAAAUAUAUUAUGAACUUUUAGUUGUUAGUUUUGAAAUCUUGUCAAAAUGUUUGUUUAAAGAAGUUUCUCUUGUAAAAGUAGUUGAUAUGAUUUGCAGAAAUCUUUUGCAUUCUGAAUAUGAUGUUUCAAAAGCUGCAAAUAAUGCAUUGGAGAUAAUUGCUAAACAAGAUAAAGUACAAAUAGUUUUAACAGCAGUUUCUAAACUUAUAAAAAAAUAUGAUGAAUUGUUUUUAAAAGAAUAUAGUAUUUUUGUUACUGCUAAUCAAAAUAUCUUUGCUUGUACAGAGCGUAUAUUGCAACUUUUUGUUAGUUUAUUAAAGAUCUGGAUUAGACAAAUUAGUGAUAAAAUGAAAAGAGGAAAAGAUGCUUCUGACUUUUUGGAUAAAGUUAAUAAUGAUACUAAUUUUGAAAAAACAGAUGAAAUGACUUGUAUAAUGAUUUUAAUUGAAGAAAUAGAAUCAAGUGGUUUUUUUUUCAUAUGUAGUCAAUCAAGGAUUAUAAGAUGUUAUGGUUUUAAGAUUUUACAUUUAGUUGCAAAAGUCGAUGAAAUUAUUAGUAAAUAUAUUCAAAAUAAUACAGAAAAUAUUUGUUCAAAUGAGUCUUUUGGAUGUACAGAUGCUAUUUACUCUAGAAUGAUAGAUAUAUUUUAUAAUGAUGGCAUAAGAUUGUUAUCUUUUUCUAUGGAGUCUUUGUCAGUUGUUGAGUAUAACCGGUUACAAAAAAUUCGUGCUGACAAAUCUAAUAAUAUACUUAUAAAAAUAUCAGAAAGUGAGAAUACUAUUGAUGCUGCUAUUUGGUUUCGUGUUUUUCCUAAGCUUAUUAAAUUAUGUUUUGAGAAAUUUCCAAUUAACAUUCUUUUUUGUCGUAAUGCUGUUUGUUUAAGGUUGAUGCGAAUGCAAAGAUUCAUUAUGAAAGUUGCUGAAACUUCAAAAAAAAAUAGUUCCUUUGAUAUAUUGUCGAAAUAUUCUAAAUAUUCUACUUUUUCAGAUAUUAUUGUUGAGCAGUGGAAAUUAUAUCUUAUAGUUGCAUGUUCUACAUUGACGUCCACUAGUGAUGAGGUUUUGAAAUAUAUUCAGAAAUAUGAACAUAAAAGGAAUAUUAUGAAUAUAUUUUUUGAAGAAACUAUUUCUGCUCAUUCAGUUUUUGAAGAGAUUUUGCCAUUGUUGGGAAUAGAUUGUAUUAUUAUUAAAGAUGCUAUAGUAUCUGCGUUAGAAUGUAUAAAUGUUAACGUAUAUCGAGUAUUAUUGGAAGAUUUGCAACUUGUAUUGAAAAAGUCAGCGGAAAAUAGUCAUUCUUUUCAUUUUCAAACAUCUGAAAAAAAUUAUAAAAAUGUGUUAUAUGAUUUAUUAACUGAAAUCACCCAUGUUCUUCAGCUUACUUCGCAUUUUUUAGUAAAAGAAGACAUAAUUCAAGAUGAAUGGAUAUUGAAUACGUUAGUAUCUUAUAUUAAAGAUAUUAAAAUAUUUCUUGGUGAAUUAAAUGUUCAAAGAGAGUGGGAGUAUCAAAAGUUAAAACGAUAUUUUUGUGGAUUACUUGAAAACGUAUAUGAAGGAGUCUGUAGGACUUCUGAUUCUUUAAAAUGGAUAUCAUUUGAUGAUCGGAUAUCUUAUUUUCGUAUGAUUGAAGAAUGGAGUGGAUAUAGUUUUUACGAAACAUUUUCUCAAAACCAUGAAGAGUGUAUAAAACAACUGGUUUUGGACCAAUAUAAAGAUGUCCGUGAUUGUAAUCCUAUAAUUGCAUCCCUGGAAAUUGAAAAAAAGAAUCUUCAGAUGGCUGCACUUAAUUGUAUGGCAUCACUUUGUUCUGGAAGAAUCAUUCAAGUAACAGAAAAUAAUAGUAAUAAAAAAGAAGUUAUUUCGUUUGACAUUGAUGUUUUUUUUCGAUGGGCUAAUUCAUUAUUUUUGAGUCAAAAUGGGAAAGUUGUAGAUGUAGGAUGUAAGGCACUUUAUAAUUUAUUGCGACAUAAUUUAGAUUGUUCUGUUUUGCUUGAAAAUACUGUGCAGCAGUGUUAUAAGUAUCAUUUAGAAACAAAGUCUUCUCAAUGUUAUUUUUCUGUGCUUGCAGAUGUUUUAAUAGAGGCUCCUGUGUUUCCUUAUCUUAUUUAUCAAAUAUUGGUUCUUUGUUUAUUUAAAAUUGGUGAUAGUGAUUUGGAUAUGAGAAUUAAUGCUUUACGGUUGUUAAGGUAUUCUGAGGAAUUAUUUUAUGGUAAAUCAUUAGUAUCAGAAUUUGAAGCAGCAAUUUUUAAUAAUACUAUUGCUAUUUAUAAGCGUGGUCAAUAUCUUUUACUUUCUCGGUAUUCAAAAGAGUAUUCUGAUUUGGCUUUUAUGGUAUUCUCUGAAUGUUUAAAAUGUUUUUAUUUAGUGUCUGAAAAUUCUCAAAAGGAUUUACUUAUAAUAUUAUUACAUUGGAUUGAAGUUAUAGAACUUCAGCUUGAUGCAAAUGAUCAUUUAAGUUCGUCUUCUUAUAUGGUUUUAGUCAAUCUUUUAGAAAUUGAUGUAAAAUAUGGAGAUAAAUUUCGGAAUGAAAUAGAAGAAUUAUGGACUGCGUUAGUUUCUGGUCCUCACGUUGGUAAUAUAAAGAUUAUUCUUAAUUUUUUUAUAUCACAGUGUAUAGAAAGGAAGGACCCAAUGUUGGUUAUUCUGGCAAAACAUAUUAUAGUAUAUCUUAAUAGAUCUCCAUUGGGAUUUAAAGUUGUUGAUACUUUACUUAAUUAUCUUCAAAAUUCUCGUUCAAUGAUUCCUCAGCUUCUUGAACUAAAUCAAUAUUCUAAUACUGAUAUGAAUUAUCCUUAUAUGGCUAUAUUUGAUGAUUUUUUUCCCCUUCCAAAGAAAUCUGUUAUUUUUUCAUAUGGGCAAGUAGCAUUAAUAUUUAUGGUCGACUUAAUAAUAGAAUCUGACUUUUCUAUUUCUUCUAUUCUACCAUUAUUAUUGCAUGUUUCAUUUAUACAAUUAGAUCAUUAUGCUGGUUUAGUAAAAGACCAAGCAAAAGAAAUGUUAAUAACAUUAUUAAAUCGUAUUGAUUUAAAUGGUUUGAAGGAUGAGUUUUUAAAAGUAAAGGUUAACCUUGUCAACAUUUUGCAAUCUAAGAAUUCUAAAUUGCUUUGGGCUUAUGAUGAUUUGAAUCAAAUUAAAAAAGUUCCUAGAAUACCUGGAGAAAUGAAAAAAAUGGUUGAUGAUGUUUUGAAAAUAUGUUUUAUAGAAUAUGAUGAUUUACGGCAAAUGUGGGGAAAAAUCGCAAUUACAUGGGCAACGUCAUGUCCCGUUCGUCAUCUUGCAUGUCGAUCUUUUGAAAUAUUUAGAUGUCUGUUUCUUCCAUUAAAUCAAAAUAUACUUGCUGAUAUGUUAGCAAGGUUAUCAAAUACUAUCUGUGAUACUUCACUUGAUAUCCAAGGUUUUGCUAUGGAAAUAUUAGUGACUUUGAAAGUUUUGACCGAGAAACUUGAUAACUCCGAGUUUAGGAAUUACCCUCAAUUGUUUUGGGGUAUAGUAGCAUGCUUAAAUACAAUUCAUGAACAAGAAUUUAUACAAUGUGUUUUGAUUUUAGAAGAAAUAAUGAAAAAAAUUGAUUUAGGCUCUCAUUCAAAUGUUGUUUUUUUAUUGUCUAUGUUUCCUUCUAAAUGGGUUGGAAAAUUUGAUGGAAUACAAUCAUUAAUUUUGAAAGGUUUAAGAUCAUCUGCCUCUUAUGAUAUAACUCUUAGAAUUUUGGAUUUUAUAAUUGAAUUACCUAAUAAUGAUAUUGUUGGUAAUAAUGAAAGGUUAUUAUUUGCUAUAUUGGCUAAUUUGCCUCGUUUUUUGGUUGCUUUAGAGAAUACUACAAUGUCCCAAGAUGUUAUUAAUUGUGCGAAAAAACUUCAAAUUAUGGCUAAUGUUCAAGGGCUUUUAGAAUUAGAAAAAAUUAUUUUUUCUUUUUCUAAGUCACGGUUUCGUGUUAAAGAGGAUUUUAUAAAACAAAUUGUUUUUAUUAUUCGUGAUAUAUAUUUUCCUGAAUGGGAAAUACCUGUGCUUGUAUUUAUGUUAGGAAUGUUGUCAAAUAAAUGGAGAUGGGUUAAAGUAAAGACUAUGGAUAUUCUUAAAGUUAUGUUGCCUUAUAUAGAUACUAGUAGGCCAAAGUUUUCUGGAUUUGGUGCAAAUUUGAUAUCACCUCUUCUUAGGCUUUUAAAAACAGGAUAUUCUCAGCAAGCUUUAGAAGUUUUGGAGAAAAUAACUGUUAUAUCUGGCGGAUCUAUAGAUAAAUAUGUUCUACGGAUGGUUUUGGGUGAUAAACAUGUCCGAAAAGAGUGUCAGAAAAUUGAUGAAUUGUUUGGUAUACCUGAUGAAAAUGGAUGGGCAGUAGCUAUGCCUUCUGUUGUUGCUGCUACUACUAGGUCGAAUGUUCACUCUGUGUUUUAUACAUGUGCUAUUUCAUUUUCAAAUGAGCGUUUAAUUACUUCUGAUAUUCAGUUUCAUGUAGAUGAUUGUUAUCAUGGAACAGAUGAUUGCUCAGCAACUGCAUUUUCUAUAGCCUCUGAAGAAUGUGGAGAAGGUGAUUCGCUUGAUGAUAUGGUGUCAACUUUGCAUAGUCUUGAUAUUUUCUUUGCAGAGGAUGGUUCGAGUACUUUACAUGAUUAUAAAACUUUUGUAGCUGAUACUGGUUCUGGAUUUGAUUCUAUAGAGAAUGAUUUGGGUGUUCAUGAUAGUCAAAUGGCUUCAAUUUUUACAGGUUUUGAUACAAUAAAAAUAACAGAUUCACUAAAUUCAUCUUUGACAUCUAUCUUUACUGAGUCAAAAAGUUCUGAUAAAGUUAGCUUAAAUAAAAAUACAGAUUUAGUUAGUAGUAAUAAAGUUAAAGUUUCUACUGUCACUGGAUCUUUAUUUCCGGAAAUUGAUAGGAAUUAUUCCUUGUCUGAUGAUAAACUUGCAAUGAAAAAUGAAGAUAAUGGUAUUAAUGUUACUGAUGAAACCUAUGAAGUUUUUUUUUCUCUACAUGAUUCUUUAAAAAUAUGA